Molecule: messenger RNA, 1782 nt
Organism: Tetrapisispora phaffii CBS 4417
Lineage: Eukaryota; Fungi; Ascomycota; Saccharomycetes; Saccharomycetales; Saccharomycetaceae
Gene: AIM10
Product: putative proline--tRNA ligase AIM10
Exons: 1
Coding region: 1-1782 (593 amino acids)
Biological process (GO): prolyl-tRNA aminoacylation
Cellular component (GO): mitochondrion; cytoplasm
Molecular function (GO): proline-tRNA ligase activity; ATP binding
Source: RefSeq, a predicted model, not a curated record
AUGCUCUAUGGAAUGAGGUCUUCAAAUGUUAAACUAUGGUAUCAAUUGGUUGUUAACCAAAGAUCCGUGAGAAAUACACAUAUAUUUCACAGUAAGAAGAAAUUAGAUAAACAUGAUGUAGAAACCUUACCUAGUAGUGAAUUGUUGCAAGAACUUGGGUUUGUUAAACAAGUUAGAAGUGGAAUAUUACAAUGGUUACCAUUAGGGUUGAAAUCUUUGAGGAAAAUUGAAAAUAUUGUUCAUACUCAUAUGAGAGAUAUUGGAGCUGUUGAGGUAUCAUUAAGUUCUUUAUCUCCAAAAGAUGUCUGGAUGAAGACAAAUAGAUGGUCCAACACGGAGUUAUUUAAAUUGAGAGACUCGAGAGGUGCUGACUACUGUUUAUCACCUACCUGUGAAGAAGAUAUUACAACUUUAAUGAACAAUUAUAUAACAAGUUAUAAGGAUAUGCCUAUCACGGUUUAUCAAAUGACAAGGAAAUAUAGAGAUGAGAAGAGACCUCGUGGUGGCUCAUUAAGAAGUAGAGAAUUCUUAAUGAAGGAUGCAUAUUCCUUCAGUUCUAAUAAGACCGAAGCUUUGAAGAUUUUUGAAGAAAUGAACACAGCUUACAGCAACAUUUUUAAAGAAAUAAAAAUUCCAUAUACUAGUGCAUGGGCGGAAUCGGGUGAUAUUGGUGGGGAUUUGAGCAAAGAAUAUCAUUAUAAACAUAACAAAGGCGAAGAUCUAUUACUAACCUGUGAUCAAUGUCAUGAAUCUUUUAAUAUUGAAAGAUGCGAAUCAUUUCCAACAAAUGAUAAUAAAGCAGUGAAAGACGUCAGUGUAAAAUAUUCCCUAUCUAAAGAUAAUAGUACUUUAAUAGCAUUUUACUAUCCAAAGAGUAGAAAUUUAAAUAUCUACUUGGCAAGCAAGGCUGUAGAGAAGGAUAUAGAUAUGACGCUAACUAAGAAUCUCAAUAAUGAUGAAAUCUUAAAAAAAUUCCAUGAACAUAAACCAGAACCUAUGUUUGCGAGGGUCAUAAGAGUGAUGGACUGUAGACUGGAUCAUACCUCUGACUUCCCUGAUUUUCCGCUCAAACAUUAUUCUAAACAAAAUUUUGCACACAUUGAUAAUAUUUCAAUAGUUGAUGCAAUGGAAAAUGAAGAAUGUGGUGCAUGUGAAGAAGGUAUUUUGAAAAGUGCUCGCAGUAUCGAAGUGGGACAUACAUUCCACCUAGGCACGAAGUAUACAAAAGCAUUAGGUGCAACGUUCUCAGAUGCAAAUAAUAAAAACACUAAUUUUAUUGAAAUGGGAUGCUACGGAAUAGGUAUCAGUAGAUUAUUUGGCGCUAUUGCAGAAAUAUCAAAAGAUAACAAGGGAUUUAGAUGGCCCGCAUCAAUUAGCCCUUAUAAAGUCAGCUUCUGCACACCGGUUGCUUCAAAGGGAGAAAAUAUUAUAAAUCAGAAGAUAGAUAUAUUGAAAAAAGAGUUAGAAAAUUCAGCACAGUUUAAUAAUGAAGUUUUAAAUUCAUUCAAUGAGAAAAUAAGCUUAGGCCAAAAGAUCCAAUUAUCACAACUAAUAGGUAUUCCAUUAAUUGUGAUUGCAGGACCUAACAAUUGGCCAAAUGUGGAAAUUGAAGUCAGGGGAAGGAGAUGGUCAGGAGAAGAGAGUUGGAAACAGAAAUAUGCUCAAUAUAAAGAUGAGUAUGGAUGGAGUUUUUUAGUAGAUUCCAAUGGAGACAUUGAAAAACAUGUUGUGGACAUAAAGAAUCUGGAAAACGUCCUGGAAUUUUUAAUAAAAGACUUAUAA